Molecule: messenger RNA, 3447 nt
Organism: Caenorhabditis auriculariae
Lineage: Eukaryota; Metazoa; Nematoda; Chromadorea; Rhabditida; Rhabditidae
Source: the annotation of a GenBank genome assembly
AUGUUUGCACAUGGUGUUAGGACGACUGAGAAAAGGACGAAGAUACUGAGAUCCGGCGAUGAUUCCAUGUUCGACGCCAUGUUGACAGACGCGAUUAUGUGCGAUUUUCUCCGAUUUCACACCGUCAAGUUGUUUGUAUUUGUGUUCAUGCGAGGAAAUCGUUCCGGCGUGCUCGGCAUUAUAUGCUUGAUUCAUGAUAAUCACGUCUGUUUGCCAACCGGCGACACGUGCCAACGCCUCCGCUACCGUAGUUGUGUGACUUUGCUGAGCGCCACCCUGGGAGAACUUCAGGGCUUGUCGUGGCAGGCUUUAGAAACUACAGAAACCUACAAAGGUUGCGAAAAAACAAUGUGAUUGGCACGAACGGGCGGUUUAAGUUGCGCGGCGAUGGUAGAUCAUGGCGACCAUACAUGCGCCUUUAAUAAGAGCCUUAUUUGUUGAAUUAUUUCUGUUUAUAUUGAACUAAAUUUUGGAAAGCUGAGACAAGUUUUCAUUUAAAACAAAAAAAAUGCUUUCUUCUUUUCUAUACUGCUAGUUUUUAAUUAGAAAAAAAGGUUUUAUAAUAAAUAUGAUUAUGGUUUUUUUUUAUAAUAAAGGAAACAUCCUUGGAUUAGAACUGAUCACUCAUGAUACAAAAAGUUCUUUUUUCUCAGUGUUCUGGCAUUUUCCUGCAAUCUUUCGGUAGUAUAAAGUGGCUCGUUGCACUGAUAUAAAAUCAAAGAUAGUGUGUUUGCGCGCGAAGCGGCUAUACGAUGUGUCAACACAUGAGCCGACUACCGUACACCCAUCAUCUGAGAAUCAUAUCAGAAGUUGCUGUGGUGUCAAAUCUCACAAGUGUUUGUCGAGGGCUGCGCCGAAGUAUGUCUUUGUGUGUGCAACUGUUUAAAGCGCCGCCGCUGAUACUCGAACUUGCCGCCGACUUUAACAAGCCGAAGUGACUCCGUUUCAAAUUAAUGUCGAGAAGCGGCUCUAGAAGCGACUUUAGAGGGAUAGUCCUGUACGAACACCUUUUUUCAGACAGUAUGUUCUAAACUCAAGUUGGAAAGUUCUAGAAGCUGGUUUUAGCGCCUUUUUUCGUCCUAAAAUAUUGAUGAAGAAAUUUUUCCUUGGCUUUAUUAUACUUCUACCUCUAUUGUUGAAAGGAGAUGGGAGAAGCUAAAUUAAAAAAUAAUGGGUUGGACUUGAAGCUUAGGAAUACUUCAGCUGGUUGAAUUAUAUGAACUCAGGAAUACUGAGCGUGUUUGACGCAAAUAAAUUCAGCUUUAAGCUUUAAAUACACGUUUCGAAAAGCUACUCGUAGUCGAAAAGUCACAGUAUUUUCUGAUUCAUCCUUUCUUUUUACAGGCUCGAAAACAAUGGAAAUCGUGUGAAGGCGGUCGCAAAAAAAAAGCUGCGAAGUUGAUUUGUUGGCAGACAUACGCUGUUCAGCGACGAGGUCGACGUCGUGAUAAACGACGCGAACGGCCGUCGAGGACAAAAUGCGGAUUGAUGUAUCUCGGAACGAGAGUAAGUUGUCGUGUCAUGGAUUUUAGCACCUGGCAGCUCGCCAAUGAUGCAUCGGACUUGGCGCAGAUGUUAUCUAGCGCAUGUUGACAGAUGUGAUACUAAACUUGGGCGCGAAAUUCGGUUCGUCCUUGAGUCACUCUUCACUUCUUUCUUUUCCGAUUGACAACGAGGGAACGGUUGCAUUUAUAUAUUGUAAAAAGAAAGCAAAAAAAAAAAAUUGGAUUUCUAAAAGUUUCGAAGGCGCUUCUGACUCCUACAAGUUCGAUAUCUCGAGCUUGUUUUAGGUUAGCCAGAUCCUUUAAUUGUUUUCUAUUUCGAAGCUGAAAGAAAAAUGCGGAAAUAUCUUUGCAAUGUGCUUGAAAGCGUGCCGCGUGCCGUGGGAACCGCCGUCGCAAAUAAAACCCGGUUUACCGUAACUGGGCAUGAAUUUGUAAUCGGAGCAGAAUACAAAGAAAGGCUGCGUUGUGCAACGGCGCCUCGGAUGAAAGGCCAAAAUGUCACCAAACUAACGUCGACCAUGUGUUUGACCAAGGAUUAGCCGUCCUGGCCUCGCCGCUUCUUCUGUCAGCUCCAAUAUGUUAGAGAAAUCGAAAUUGCCAUUGAAAAGAAGGUACAGUAAGCAGGAAUUUUUUUUUUCGAAAGGAGCAAGUGUCGUAGCGGAUUACAUGCCACAAACAGGGGUCUUAAAAUGUGACUGAACGGGGUUAAGCCUCCGUUCCCAGGCUCUCGGAACGUUUCUGGUGGCUCAACUCGUACAAGUGUUUGAAGGUCCGUGACAAAUGGCCCCGCUAAGCUUUUCUUUUGAAAUUUUUUGGAAGUUUCGUAGAACGAGGGUUCUAAGAGUUCAGAAGCAUUAUUGGUUCAGUAGCUUUUGGCUCGAAAAAACUGUACGCCUUCAGUCAAAAAAGAAGUUGAUCUGCAUUUUCCGGAGCUUUUCGUUCUGAAAAAGAAAAUAAAAUUGAGAAUUUGUUCAUAAUCAGAGCCGCAGCUAGAUAAAAACCUUAUGAUCUACGAAUCUUGUAUUCUUUCUUUGGAAAUAAGAGCUACCUGGGAAAAUUUUUAGUGGCCGCUAUAGUAGUCAAAAUAGUGGCCACUUAAGGGGUUAAAAAUUAGUAGCCACUAUAGACGUCUGAGAGCUACUGCUAGACCACUAAAAAUUUUAGUGGCCACUUUUGGGGUCAAUGGAUCAACAUAAUCGGUUCAAUCUGUUUGUUUUAAUAUUAUCAGAGUUACUGGAAGGAAUACUGGAUGAAAAACUACCGAAGGGGCCACUAAAAUAGAAAAAAAGUGGCCACUAUAGAGGUGGGUUUAGUGGCCACUUUAGUGUCCUAUCCGAGUAGUCCUUUGGGAGCCUCUAUAGUGGCCACUAAAACUUUUCACAGUGUCACAAUAAAAAUGGCGUUUUUUCUUGUUAAGAAUGUAGACAGAACUGCGAUGAGAGUUUUGCACGGACCAUUUCCAAAGCUACUAAAUUGAAGAUCAACCAGAAAACAAUCCAUCAUUGUGAUUUCGAUCAGAUCCGCAGCUCGGGACGCGCGAAAAUAAACCUGAACUGCGAAAUCGGACGACUACAGGUUGCGAUUGCGCACGGCAAUGAAUCAGAGAUUAGGAUCGGACCAAGUAGCCAACGAUACCAUCUCAAUCAACAAAUGCUGUCAAAUCAGUCUUCAUUUGUUGAAUCUUCAAUUUUUCAGCGCAAAAGAUUGCUAAGGAGGAGGGAAUUUUUUCAGUUUUUGGGGAUUUCGAAAAACUGAAAAAAGGAAUAAGAUGAAAGGUGUUAUACAGAGGUCUGGAGAAGGUAAGGUGAGUAGACGUAAUGCGAUUUAGAUACCCUGGAAGUCGUGCUCAUCGGAGAGUGCCUCGGGAGAUUUAUCGCCCUCGCAGCCCUUUUUUCCGAUCUCCGAGUACGGUAAUCUCCCAUGCUUUCGCAGCAGCCCAUAA